CGCCCGUCCCACCUGGUCCCACUCCCACCCACAAAAAGCCGGCGUGGCCGCUCUCACGUUUCUCUCUGACCACGUGAGGUUAGCUAUGAAAGACUUUUAUAAUAAAUUGUGUGUAUUAUUAUUAGAAGAAUUUCUCGGCCCAAUCAUACGGCGCAUCGGUAAUUCUUUAUUGUAUGGAACGAAAACAAUACCUGCAAUAUGUUAUGGAACACGUUUACCCAAAAGAAAGAUAAAAGAAGGAUUAAGUGUCCUCAUAAAGUAUGGGUUUGUUACUUACCACAAAAAGGAGAAUACUGAGGAGAACACUGAGUAUACUUUACAUCAAAGCAAAAUUAUUAUGAUCUUUCGCUAUCCAAGAUACAUGCUUUUUGCAAAAACUUACUGUGGAGAUGAGGGUGAAAUCAUGUUGGAAGAGGUGUUAAAACAGGGAUUCAUCACUGCAUCUGAAGUAAUAAUGAAAACGUACAAACGAAUUGAAUAUGCCCCAUCUAAAUCUACUCAACCGCCUUCAAUCCCAAAUUUAAAAGAUGUGUUUGAGUUAUUGGUGAAAAAUCAAUUUUUAAUGCGAAAUACAUCUUUUGAGACGAUGGCAGAAGAUAGUAAAAAACCGAAUUAUAACUUACCGAAUCUUGAUUUGCCGGCCAUUUCCAACGCGUUGCAAGGAAAAAAUGCUGAACUUACCGAUAGUAAAAUAUAUUGGAAAGUCAAUUUUGAUCGACUCACUCAAGAUCUUAGGGAUCAAAUCGUUAUAUCAGCCGUGACGCAAAAAUUUGACAAAAAUGCUGGAGAAUUAAUGAGACAGUUGAUCAAUUUGAUGUACUUGCGAACUGCAUCUUGGGCAGAUACGUCAAAUCCGAUUCCAUAUACCGAAAUAAAAGAGGAAGUGAAGAAGUUGAAUUACGAAGAGCUCGAGCAUUAUCUCGAUCAGUACUUGCGGCUUUUAGAAGAAGACAGUACGCAAUUCAUCAAACGAGUUGGCGAUUCAGGUGGAGGGCAGUAUAGUGUUAACAUGAAGAAUGCAUUCAAACAGUUAACAUGGGCAACUCUGGAGCAUAUCGUAACAGAGAGGUUUGGUUCCAAAGCUGCGAGAAUUUUUAGACUACUUCGCUAUGAACUCGAUGUUAAUCUGGAACAAAUCCAGAAUUUAGCGAUGAUUCCAGCAAAAGAAGCUAAAUUCUUAACAUAUGUCCUGUCGCAGGAGAAUUACAUACAGACUCACGAGAUGAAGAAGAGCGCGUAUUCGUUAUUACCGCCAAAGUCAAUACCUUAUCGCUUUUGCAUCGAUUUGACCAAAAUUGUUGAAAUGGAAAUCGAACAUUGUUAUCAAGCAUUGUAUAACAUUAUGACAAGACGAGAGCAUGAAUCGGCUAGUAACAAACGCAUGAUAGAGAAGCAAUUGAGAGUGCAGAUACUCUCUGCCAAUUUGAAGGAACACGGCGCGACGGAACAGCAAUUAGCUGAUAUUGCAGAAAUGAUGACGCCAUCUGAGACCGAGCAGCUUGAAAAAGCGCAAAAUACAAUCAAGAAACUGUCGGCCACGGAGUCACAAAUAGAUGAAACCUUAUUUUUAUUAACCAUGUACUUCCGCUAUCAUUAGUUUGCAUUCGCAUUGGUUGCAUGUAAAGGCCAGUAAAUAUAAUAAUUGUGUGUGCUGAUAUAUUUAUCGCGUAACAUUCGUGAUAUCUGAAAGUAAGGAGAUCGCCACGGACUAAUAUCGUUGCUAAUUUCAACGAUCAUCGUGUGGGUAGAAAUCGCAAUCGAUGGAAUGCAGAACCGAUUUUCAUCAAAGCAAACACUGCCGGGACAACAAUAAGAAUCGGUGAGACUUUAAAAAAAAAAGAGAGAAACGCGGACCCGAAUUCUAUUGCAACGAACUCUAUGCACGCGCGAGUUACAAUAUCUCGUCAGGUGGUUUGAUUUUAAAAUUUUACAAACGUGAAAACAACUUUUUUCAAUAUUCAUAAGGUAUGGCACAAUCAAAAAGAAAAUGCAAGAUAGGCAGAUCAUUCACCUGAAAUAUGUCAUCUUUCUGCUAAAUAAAAAAUUGCCAUUGUCUAACAAUAAAAUGAUCAAAAGAAAAUUGCAAAUUCUUUCAAAUAUUACCUUUGAAAAUUGGGACGACGAAAGACUGAUCUAGAAAGAGAAACACAUUUUUAAUAGUUAAAAAUUUUGAAGUGA
Molecule: messenger RNA, 2178 nt
Organism: Wasmannia auropunctata (little fire ant)
Lineage: Eukaryota; Metazoa; Arthropoda; Insecta; Hymenoptera; Formicidae
Gene: Polr3C
Product: DNA-directed RNA polymerase III subunit RPC3
Exons: 8
Coding region: 86-1597 (503 amino acids)
Biological process (GO): DNA-templated transcription
Cellular component (GO): RNA polymerase III complex
Molecular function (GO): single-stranded DNA binding
Source: RefSeq, a predicted model, not a curated record